Molecule: messenger RNA, 3859 nt
Organism: Megalobrama amblycephala (Wuchang bream)
Lineage: Eukaryota; Metazoa; Chordata; Actinopteri; Cypriniformes; Xenocyprididae
Product: von Willebrand factor A domain-containing protein 5A-like
Exons: 25
Coding region: 196-2727 (843 amino acids)
Source: RefSeq, a predicted model, not a curated record
GACUGAUGCUGCAGCGGCGUUUCAACGACUUCCUGAAAUCAGCUCCUCUUCCCCAAACAUUUGGUCGAGUUAGAAACUCUCAGAAACAUUGGUUUACCAAUUAAAUGAGACUUCUGUGAAGAUUUAAUGCAGAUUUAAAGGCAGUAUUUUGGGUUUUCACUUUUGAAGUAGAUCAUCUAGUCUAACGGAUAAAUAAUGAACUGCGGUCUUGUGACUGAGAAAAACGAGCCAGUGCCUCUGAAGAGCAUCUCAGUGGAGGUUCGGGUUCAGGAUCAUGUAGCCACAGUCUCCUCCACUCUGCAGUAUGUGAAUGAGGAAGAGCGCCCCCUGGAGGCCUUGUUCGUCUUCCCUCUGCCUGCUGAUGCUGCUGUCUGCCACUUCAGUGCCAAGAUCGGAGAGCAGGAGAUUGUGGCAGAGGUGCAAGAAAGAGAAACUGCGAGGGAUCGUUAUGAUGACGCUGUGAGUUCGGGUCAGCAGGCGUUUCUGUUGGAAGAGAGCAAAGAGAGUCCUGAUGUGUUCAGACUGAGUGUCGGGUGUCUGUCGCCGGGUCAGAACGCUGCCGUCACCAUCAUCUACGUCACCGAGCUCGCUGUGCAGGCCGACCACUCGCUGCGCUUCUGUCUGCCGGCUGUACUCAACCCCCGAUACACACCAGCAGGUUCAGCUGCUGGGAUAGUCUCAGAGAUUUCAUCAGGAUGUGGAUCUGUUCCCUACACGCUGACUCUCAGUGUCCAUGUGAGCUCUCCAAAGCCCAUCUCCAAACUAGAGUCCAGCUGCACUCUGGAUCCUCUAGUGUUCCUCCACUCUGAUCACACUCAGGCGACGGUGAAUCUGAGUCCUGGUCACAUGUUUGAUAAGGACGUUGAGCUGUUUGUGUUCUAUCAGGAUACCCAUCAGCCCUCUGCUAUAGUGGAGGCAGGAGUGACCACUGCCCCAUCAGGCUCUCUGAUGAGGGACCCAGUGGUCAUGAUAAGUUUGUACCCAGAGUUCCCAGAGGAAGUGAUGUCAUCACUGGCAACACAAGGAGAGUUUAUUUUUGUGAUGGACAGAUCAGGCAGUAUGAGCAACACGCGGAUAGAAAGUGCAAAGGACACUCUGCUGUUACUGUUGAAGAGUCUGCCCAUGGGAUGCUACUUCAACAUCUAUGGAUUUGGCUCUCGUUUUGAGUCCUUCUACCCUAAGAGUGUUAAGUACAAUCAGAAAACUAUGGAUCAGGCUCUGAAGAGAGUGAAGAAAAUGAAAGCAGACUUGGGCGGCACCAAGAUUUUAGAGCCUCUAAAACACAUCUACAGUCAGCCCUGUUACCCAGACCACCCCAGACAGCUGUUCAUCUUCACUGAUGGAGAGGUGAGAAACACUAAAGAGGUGCUGGACCUGGUGAAACAUCAUGCUCACUCUCACAGGUGUUUCUCAUUCGGGAUUGGUGAGGGUGCAAGUACCGCCCUCAUCACAGGAAUGGCCAGGGAGGGAUCUGGUCACGCUCAGUUCAUCACAGGCACCGACCGCAUGCAGCCCAAAGUGAUGCAGUCCCUCAGGUUUGCGCUGCAGCCCGCUGUGGUUAAUAUCUCUGUGGAUUGGACCCUUCCAGAUGGCAUUACUGUUGACACACUGUCUCCACCCAUCAAUGUGCUCUUCCAGGGUCAAAGGUCACUCAUUUACGCCCACCUUAAAGGAGAGAGCUCAGGAGGCUCUGAGGGAACAGUGACAGUCAAAUACAGUCUUAAAGAUCAACCAGUAACAAACCAGCUCCACUUCUGCCUCAAACCAACUGAGGAAACAGGGUUGGCCGUCCACCGGCUGGCGGCUCGAACCCUGAUCCGUUCUCUGGAGCAGAAGGAAAGGUCAGGUGAUGCAGAUGUUGAGAGCGUCAGGAGCAGGAUAGUGGAGCUCAGUGUUCAGGCAGGAGUGAGCAGUGUUCGUACAGCCUUCAUUGCCAUUAAUAAAGACAGCAGACAGACUGUGAAAGGACCCCUGCUGCAGAGAAGAGUGCCCACACAAGGGACGGCUUAUGGAUUAUUGUCUGAUCUCAAACGACGUGGUUUAGAUAUAUACUCUCAACCAUCUGAGUAUAGGCCACGGAGUCAGCUGCGCUACAUGUGUGUUGAUGAGUCUUUUCUAGGCCCACAAUCUGCUCAGCCACAGGCCCCUGAACGUACUAAGUCUAAAUCACUGCUGGGGAGUCUACGUCAAGCCCUGUUUAAAAAUCAAGAUUCCCAGAAGUUUAUACAGUCAGAGAGGAAGGAUGCCCAAAAUAGUCGAAAUGGUGAUCUUUAUUCUACACUUUUAGUGAAUGAUCGCGCAAGUUAUUCAUCACGUUCAAGAUUAAGAACAUAUGAGCCUACCAGAUAUUGCAGAGAUCCUAUUCUGGCGUCACAUCAAGCAAGUUCUCUAGACAAACAAAGGGACCUGUUAGUUCAGCUGGUUUCUCUCCAGAAGGCGUCAGGCUGCUGGGAGCUGGACGCCACACUGGCUGAUGUGUUUGGGAAGAUGGAGGAUGAACUGACCAAUCAGAAACCAGCACAGGUGGAUGGGUCAGUAUGGGCCACUCUCCUGGCUCUGAUCUGGUUAUACGGCUGUAAAAUAGAGCAGCAGGUCGAGUGGCAGUUUGUGGCCAUGAAGGCAGCGUCAUGGAUCGGCUCUCAGAAAGUGGGCGAUCUGUCUCGGUGUGUGUGUGAGGGUAAUGUCCUGCUCGGAUGUCAUGUGACCAAAGAGGCUCUGGGAAUCUGAAGACAUCAGUGUUUCUACUUCAGAAGACAAAAGAUCUGUUGUUGUUUCAUUUUCUGUAACUGAACUCUGCUUCAUGUUUUAUUAACAUUUAGACCAUAUUAUAAGCGUAACAAAUUCUUGUUUUGAGUCACUCUGACCCAAAAACACAUUUUGAGUUUUGUCAUAUGACGUAUUUUUGUAGACCAAAACCCUGAAGAAAGUGGGUUUUUGGCUAAAUGCCGAACUGGUAAACUCAUCUACUCACUAGUCCACUUUCACAGCGUUGUUGUCUUUAUAAUCACAUUAUCAUAUGUAAUUAUAAUUGUAACUUGAAUUUUUAGGAGAAAUGUUUUUAAACAAAGACUGGACGAGUUGUCAGAAGUUUAGUGAUGGUAACGUUGAAGUCACAUGACCAUGGUGCCUACCUUUAGCUUUUUUUUCUUUUGUCGAUUAUAUUUACACUUUAAGAUUCAUAAAGUUGUGAAGAUUAUCACAAUGAACAAAACAUGUAAGAAUCAUAAGCUUUUGUUAGUCACAGACCUUAUUUUCUGCAAUAAUUCAAAAGCCAAAAGAAAAAUCCUAUUGGGUUUUUGAGGAGGAAUCAGUGUGAUGCUAACUACCAGGGGCCAGUUGAAUAAACAGCCAUUAUGUUAAGACUGUGUCUUAAGAACUAGUUUGACCAACGAACAGUUAGUUAGGGGUAAUCAGUCUUACUUUUCGUUAUUAAAUUAGACCAAUCUAAGUUUUUAUAUAACUGAUUUAAAAAAGUUAUGAACAGUCUUAAAGAAAAAAAAUUGAUGACUCGCUUGUAAGACUAGACUUAGAAGUUUAUGCAACCGGCCCCAGGUUGGCCUACAAAAAUAUGUCAUUACUGCAGCACUCUAUUGCAGGAUUUUACUAUGUGCCCAAUUUUGAAUCCCUGACAAAUUUUAAACCCACUGCCUGGUUGCCUAACCCCACCCCUAAUUCUAACUCCACCCCCUAAUCCUAAACCUGCCAAGGGGUUUAUAAAUUAACCCUAACUACUAAGGGUAUGCACGUGACGUCACCGUCGACCGUUACGACUGCGGUUACGCCGCUGAGUGGCAAAAGGCUGAGCGGCAGCAUUGGCUUUCAGCGUGAAUGUGGCGAAAAACACACAAAACACAUCCAA